GAUUCAUAGUGAAACGUCGUUGAAGACUGACGUUGCUGGGCCAAGCCCUCUUCCCCCGAGUCUCAGGGGCUGUGGCUGGGGAUGAGGGGGCCUAUGCCAUCUGACAUCUGCAGGCCCUGACUACCACCCUACUAGAUCUGCUUUGCCAAGACAUGGAGGCAGAAGAUCUUUCCAAGGCUGAAGACAGAACUGAGGAUCCAGGUUCCAAAAAUGAAGACCGGCCUGCUGUUGUGCAGCCAGGUGUCCCACUCGGAGGGCAGUCGCCUGGCCCCACAGCUCUCUGGGACAUGCUAGAAAGGCGGUUUCUGGAAUAUGAGCAGUUGACUCACAGGAGCCCGGAUGAACGGCAGAAAAGCUUGUUAAGUCUUCUCCCCCUGUUCCUAAAGGCCUGGGAACACUCUGUGGGCAUCAUCUGCUUUCCCAGUCUCCAAAGGCUGGCAGAAGACGUUUCUGACCAGCUUGCCCAAGAACUACAGAAGGCCCUUGCUGGGAAGCCUGCAGAGAAAGCACGGGUGGCGGCUUGGCAGUUGCUGUCGUGGAAGGGGGACGUGGAUCAGGAUGGUUACCUGCUCCUGAAGUCAGUGUACGUGCUCACGGGGACAGACUCGGAGACACUGGGCAGGGUUGCAGAGUCUGGGCUUCCAGCCCUGCUCCUCCGGUGCCUUUACCUCUUCUUUGCAUUUCCUGUGGAAAAGGAUGAGCUUUUUGAAAAUGAUGUUCAAGUUCAGAGGAUGUUUGUGCAGAUGUUGCUGAACAUUUGCAGCGAGUCUCAAGCUCUGGAGGGACUUCUCUCGGGAAGCGACCUCCAGGCUCUACUGAUGGCCACAACCUGUCUUCGGGAGCACAGCUGCUGCUUCUGGAAAGAGCCCACCUUCUGCGUGCUGAGGGCAAUCUCCAAGGCCCAGAACCUCGGCAUCAUCCAAUACCUGCAGGCCACAGACUGUGUGAGGCUCUCCCUCCAGAACCUCUCCAGGCUGGCAGGCACUCUGCCCGCUCCCGAGGUCAGCGAGGCCGUGAACCUCAUCCUGGGCUUCGUGAAGGACUCCUACCCUGUCUCUGCGACACUGUUCCUGGAGUUUGAGAAUGCGGAGGGCUACCCCCUGCUGCUCAAGGUGUUACUUCAGUAUGACGGGCUGCCCCAGAGCGAAGUGGACCCACACCUGGAGGAGCUCGUUGGGCUGGUGGUGUGGCUGACGACCUGUGGGAAGUCAGAGCUGAAGGUGUUUGACAGUGUCACUUACCCUCAGCUUGAAGGCUUCAAGUUCUACCAGGAGGCUUCUGGGGUGACUGUUAAGAAUCUUCAGGCCUUCCAGGUCCUGCAGAAUGUCUUCCACAAAUCCAGCAACUCUGUCCUCUGCACGCAAGUCCUGUCGGCUGUCAGGACCAUGUGGGCCUGGAAUGCUCGAAACUUCUUCCUGCUGGAGUGGACCCUGCAGCCCAUCUCCCAAUUUGUGGAGCUCGUGCCCCUGAAGCCGGCCCCGGUGCAGGUGCACUUCUUCCGGCUGCUGGAGGCCCUGGUGUUCGAGCUGCACUAUGUGCCCCACGAGAUCCUGCGGAAGGUGCAGCAUCUGAUCAAGGAGAGCCCCGAGCCAUCCUGCACUCUUGUGGCCCUGCAGAGCAUCCUCAGUAUUGCUGGUGGGGACCCGCUCUUCAGUGACAUCUUCCGGGACUCGGGGCUCCUGGGCAUGCUGCUGGCGCAGCUGCGGAGACAGGCCAAGAUCAUGAGGAAGUCAGGAAACAAAGAGUCUGCUUCUGGUGUUCAGGAUCUGGAAAGAGAACUCACCUGUGUGAUGCUGAGAACUGUGGCCACGCUUCUGAAAGGGUCGGUUCGGAAUGCAGUUGUCCUGAAAGACCACGGAAUGGUGCCCUUCAUCAAGAUCUUCCUGGACCACGAGUGCUACCGGGAGACCUCGCUCAGCAUCUUGGAGCAGCUGUCAGUCAUCAACACCGAGGAGUACAUGAGCAUCAUUGUGGGUGCUCUGUGCUCAUCCACUCAAGGGGAGCUGCAGCUGAAACUGGAUCUCCUCAAGUCUCUGCUCCGGAUCCUGGAGACUCCCAAGGGCCGUGCUGCUUUCAGAGUCUCCAGCGGGUUCAACGGGCUGCUGUCCCUGCUCUCAGACCUGGAGGGCUCUCUCCAUGAGCCCCCGCUGCAGGCGUGGGGGGCCGUGACCCCCGGCCAGACCCUGGAGCUGGUGCUGCACACUCUUUGUGCCAUGUCUGCCGCGCUGCACCUGGACCCUGUCAACGGCGACUUCUUCAGGAGGAACAGGCUCUUUGAGAAGCUGGCCGAGGACCUGUGCCUGCUGGGCUGUUUUGGGGCCUCUGAGGAAGAGGGAGCCCCUCUGCACUCCGGGGCUGACACGAAGGCCAGGCCAUUUGCUGAUUUGCUGAGCGCCGCCUUCUCCUCCAGCAGCUCCUUCCCGCCCAGGGUACAGAGCUGUCUCCAGAUCCUCGGCUUUCUGGACAGCAUGGCCAGCGGCACCCUCCACCUGCACAGGGACCUGAAGGAGUCCCUGAGGGCCAGCCAGGAGCCAGUUGUGGAUACCCGGAAGGAAGAAGCUAGCAGUGACCCCCAAGGCAACUGCAAGCAGUGGCCAGACCUGGAGGAGAGGAUGGAAGGUGAUGUUAUGAUCGUACAUCCCGGGAUGGUGUGCAUCAUGGUGAGGCUGCUUCCGCGGUUGCACCAUGAAGAUCACCCACAGCUUUCCGAGGAGAUCCAGUGCUCCCUGGCCAGUCACAUCCAGUCCCUGGUAAAAUCGGAGAAGAACCGCCAGAUCGUGUGUGAGGCUGGCAUGCUCAGGACCCUCGUGACCUCCUGCCACAGGGCCCUGUCUGCCUGCAGCAGCCCCCUGCACUCACGCCUCAUCAGGAUUUGUGAAAAACUCGCUUCCCAGGCCAUUGAACCGGACGUGUUAAGGCAGUUUCUAGGUCUUGGAAUUCCCCCACGUCCGUCGGCUGCAACCAAGACCCUUGAUUCAUCUCUUGUGCAUGGAGGCACCCCCAGGUGUGCAGGGUCACAGACUGCACCAGUGGGCACAGCUGAGGGACCCUGCGGAGCUGCCCCAGAUGCCAGCCCGCGCCCAGGAGUUGGACAGGCCCUGUCGUCCUUGGGGCCAUCCCAGGAUUCAACCACUGCCCUUCAGAUGGCGCUGAGCCUCAUCUCCAUGACCUCCCCACGCAACCUGCAGCCUCAGAGGGCGGCCCUGGCUCCAUCAUUUGUGGAAUUUGACAUGUCUGUGGAAGGUUAUGGCUGUUUGUUUAUUCCGACCCUGUCUACGAUUAUGGGGACCAGCACCGAGUACUCCAUCUCUGGAGGAAUUGGAACAGGCUCCGCCAGACCAUUCCCUCCGCCCGGGGGCCUCACCUUCUCCUGCUGGUUCCUGAUCAGCAGGCACGGAGCUGCCUCCGAGGGCCACCCCCUGCGCUUCCUAACCCUGGUGCGCCACCUGUCCAGGACGAAGGUGCCCUAUGUCUGCUUCUCUGUCAGCCUCUGCCCAGACGACCUCUCCUUGGUUGUGUCUACAGAAGAGAAAGAGUUUCAGCCCCUGGAUGUCAUGGAACCAGAGGAUGGCUCUGAGCCAUCAGGGGGAUGCCAGCUCCUGGUCAGGUGUAGCCAGCUCCUGGCUUGUGGCCAGUGGCAUCACUUGGCUGUGGUUGUCACCAAGGAAAUGAAGAGGCAUUGUACCGUUUCCACGUAUCUGGAUGGACAGGUUAUUGGCUCAGCCAAGAUGUUGUACAUUCAGGCCUUUCCGGGACCUUUCCUUUCAAUGGAUCCAUCUUUAUUUGUGGAUGUUUAUGGAUAUAUUGCUACCCCUCGAAUUUGGAAACAAAAGUCUUCAUUAAUCUGGCGUCUUGGCUCUACAUACCUCUUCGAAGAAGCCAUUUCAGUGGAAACUCUGGACGUUAUUAACAAACUUGGCCCAAGAUACUGUGGUAACUUCCAAGCUGUGCAUGACCAAGGAGAGGACCUGGACCGUGAAGCCGCACCCCUUGUUGCAGAGGAAAGGGUUUCUUUUGGACUCCACGUGGCCAGCUCCUCCGUCACCAGUGUAGCAGACAUCAGAAACGCUUACAAUGAGGUGGACAGCCGCCUGAUUGCCAAAGAGAUGAACAUUUUAUCCCGUGACAAUGCCACGCCUGUGUUCUUGCUGAGAAAUUGUGCCAGCCACCUGUCAGGUCCUCUGCGAACCAUUGGAGCCAUUGCUGUGGGCCAAUUAGGGGUGAGAGUGUUCCACUCCAGCCCUGCUGCCAGCAGCCUGGACUUCAUUGGUGGGCCUGCCAUCCUCCUGGGCCUCAUCUCCUUAGCGACGGACGACCACACCAUGUACGCGGCUAUGAAAGUCCUGCACUCAGUCCUGACCAGUAACGCCACGUGUGACUGCCUGAUGCGGCACAUCUGCGGGUACGAGAUAAUGGCGUUUCUCCUGAGGAAAAAGGUCUCUCUCCUGAACCAUCGAAUUUUUCAGCUGGUGCUCUCAGUUGCUGGCACUGCAGAGCUGGGCUUCAGGUCCUCUGCUGUCUCCAACACCGGUGUCUUCCAGCACAUCCUCUGCAAUUUCGAGCUCUGGAUGAAUACGGCAGACAACCUGGAGCUUGCCCUCUUUUCCCAUCUUGUGGAAAUUCUUCAAUCACCAAGGGAAGGACCCAGAAAUGCUGAAAUUGCUCACCAGGCAGGGCUGAUACCUAAGCUUGUCUUCCUCUUCAAUGAACCAAACCUGACCCCCUCCAAGAUCCCCAUCAUCAUUGCCAUCCUGGGCUGUCAGCUGAGGGGCCACUUUAGCAUCCGGGACUUGCUCAGGAUUGGGCUGUUUAUCGUGUACACCCUCAAGCCAUCAUCAGUGAACGAGAGGCAGAUCUGCGUUGACGGAGCCCCAGACCCUUCUGUGCCUGCUGGAAGCCAAACAUCUGGAAAGACAAUCUGGCUCAGGAACCAGUUGCUGGAGAUGCUGCUCAAUGUAAUAUCUUCCCCCCAACUUCAUCUGUCCUCUGAGUCAAAGGAAGAGCUGUUUCUGCACCUGGGGCCCGACUGGUUCCUGCUGCUCCUACAGGGCCACCUGCAUCCAGGCACCACUGUACUGGCACUGAAGCUGCUACUGCACUUUCUGGCAAACCCCUCCCUCCGUGGGCGAUUUAAAGACGGCCUGUCUGCGGGAUCCUGGUUGGAAUGCAGCACCAAGGGCGUGGACAUUGUGAUGGACAACCUGAAGAGCCACCCUCCACCGCCUGAGCAGAGUCCCUGCCGGCUUCCUGGGUUCCGCGUCUUGAGCGACUUUCUGGCCCACCAUGUUCACAUUCCAGAAGUCUACCUCAUCGUGUCCACCUUCUUCCUGCAGACGCCACUUACAGAGCCGAUGAACAGUCCGAAAGACAGCCUUGAUGCCAUGCUGCAGUGGCUCCUGCAGAAGUACCACCAGGAAGAAGUUCUCCGGGCAGGGCUGUGCACAGAAGGUGCCCUGCUGCUCCUCGAAAUGCUAAAAGCCACCACGAGCCAGCCCCCCGCAGGUUCUGAAGACAGCACCUGGGAGCAGGCGUUCCCGGCCAGCGUGCUGCAGUUUCUCGGCCUGGUGCACCACACCUACCCCCAGGACCCGGCGUGGCGUGCCCCAGAGUUCCUCCAGACCUUGGCCACAGCCACCUUCCCCCUGGGAACCCAAAAGGGGGCGGUGGCUGAGUCUGCCUGGAACGUCAGCAGUCCUGGGGCUGCGGCUGAAGGUGACAGCACUGUGAAGAGUCCCCAGGCUCCUGCCAAGUCACAUCUCACCCGGAGGCAGCUGAGGGAGUUCAUGCAGCUUCUCCUGAGGGAGCUCCUCCUUGGGGCCCCCAGCCCCAAGCAGUGGCUGCCCCUGGAGGUGCUCCUGGAGGCUUCUCCAGACAAUGCUACCAGUCAACAGAAGCGAGACUUCCAGUCUGAGGUCCUGCUUUCCUCCAUGGAAACAUUCCACAUGAUGAGCGGGGGCAAUGCCCUGAUACUCACAGGCAGUAAAGAGCCUCAGACAAAUGCAGAAGCCGCCGCUGCUUUGCUCGCAAACAUCUCCUACUUCACCCAGAAGCUGGUAGAGAAGCUGAGUGGCGGGACGUUCUCGGCAGACCCCAGACACAUCCUUCUCUUCAUCCUGGAGCACAUCAUGGUGGUCAUCGAGACUGCCUCUUCUCAAAGGGAUGCUGUCCUCAGUGCUUUGUACAGCAGUUUAAAUAAAGUCAUUCUUUAUUGCCUCUCCAAGCCCCAGCAAUCCCUCUCAGAAUGCCUUAGCCUUCUCAGCAUCCUGAACUUUCUACAGGAACACUGGGAUGUUAUCUUUGCCACCUACAAUUCCAAUGUCAGCUUCCUCCUGUGUCUCAUGCAUUGCCUUUUGCUGCUCAAUGCAAGAAGCUAUCCAGAAGGAUUUGGAUUGGAGCCCAAGCCUAGAAUGUCUCCUUAUCAUCAAGUUUUCCUUUCCCCAAAUGAAGAAGUCAAAGAAAAAAGAGGGGAAGACUUUCCAAGUUUGAGUGAUGUCCAGCACAACAUCCAGACGACAGUGCAGACUCUCUGGCAGAAGCUCGUGGCGCAGAGGCGGCAGGCACUGGAAGACACUUUCAAGAUCGAUCUCUCUGUGAAACCUGGAGAGAGUGAAGUGAAGAUUGAAGAGGUCACCCCACUCUGGGAGGAGACAAUGCUCAAGGCCUGGCAGCAUUACUUAGCAUCUGAGAAGAAGUCACUGGCCAGUCGCUCGAAUGUCACCCACCAGAGCAAAGUCACUUCGUGGAGUGGAAGCCUGUCCUCAGCCAUGAGGCUGAUGCCCGGGCGGCAGGUCAGGGACCCUGAGUGCAAGACAGAGGACUUUGUGUCAUGUAUAGAGAACUACAGAAGAAGAGGACAGGAGCUAUAUGCAUCUUUUUACAAAGACCAUGUACAGAGGCGGAAAUGUGGCAACAUCAAGGCAGCCAACGCCUGGGCCCGGAUCCAGGAGCAGCUUUUUGGGGAGCUGGGCUUGUGGGGCCAGGGGGCAGAAGCCACACCCAGCCUCCGGUGGGAGCUGGACUGGAGAGAGGGACCUGCCCGCAUGAAGAAACGCCUUAGACGCGUGUCUCCGCUGCAGGCCCCAAGCCCAGGAAGGCGCAAGAAAAGUCAAGACAAAAAUGGUGAUAUUUCUCAAACAGAUGCUGAAAACCAAGAUAAGCUGACACCAGAGGAAGCUGAGAGUGAGCCCGACGAGGUGGCUGUGGACUGCACCCAGCUGACGUUCUUCCCUGCCUUACACGAAAGUCUGCACUCCGAGGAUUUCUUGGAGCUGUGUCAGGAAAGACAAGUUAUUUUGCAAGAGCUUCUUGAUGAAGAAAAGGUGACACAGAAGUUCUCCCUGGUGAUCGUGCAGGGCCACCUGGUCUCAGAAGGGGUCCUGCUCUUUGGCCGCCAGCACUUCUACGUCUGUGAGAACUUCACACUGUCUCCCAUGGGCGAUGUCUACUGCACCCGCCACUGCUUAUCCAACAUCAGCGAUCCAUUCAUUUUCAACAUGUGCAGCAAAGACAGGUCCUCGGACCAUUACUCGUGCCAGCGCCACAGCUACGGUGACAUGAGGGAGCUCCGGCAGGCCUGCUUCCUCCUGCAGGACAUUGCCCUGGAGAUCUUCUUCCAAAAUGGAUAUUCCAAAUUUCUUGUCUUCUACAACAGUGAUCGGAAUAAGGCCUUCAAAAGCUUCUGUUCUUUCCAGCCCAGCCUGAAGGGGAAAGGCGUCUCAGAGGACCCCCUCAGUCCCAGGAGAUACCCCGGAUUCGACAAGACCAUGCUGCAGAAGUGGCAGAAAAGGGACAUCAGCAAUUUUGAGUAUCUCAUGUACCUCAACACCGUGGCUGGGAGGACCUACAAUGACUGCAUGCAGUACCCGGUGUUCCCCUGGGUCCUCGCGGACUACACCUCGGAGACGUUGAACUUGACGAAUCCCAAGACUUUCCGGGAUCUUUCAAAGCCCAUGGGGGCUCAGACCAAGGAAAGGAAGCUGAAAUUUAUCCAGAGGUUCAAAGAAGUUGAGAAAACUGAAGGAGACAUGACCGUCCAGUGCCACUACUAUACCCACUACUCCUCAGCCAUCAUUGUCGCCUCCUACCUGGUCCGGAUGCCACCCUUCACCCAGGCCUUCUGUGCUCUGCAGGGUGGAAGCUUUGAUGUGGCAGACAGAAUGUUCCACAGCAUGAAGAGCACAUGGGAGUCGGCCUCCAGAGAGAACAUGAGCGAUGUCAGGGAGCUGACGCCGGAGUUCUUCUACCUGCCUGAGUUCUUAACCAACUGCAAUGAGGUGGAGUUCGGUUGCAUGCAGGACGGGACAGCGCUGGGGGAUGUGCAGCUCCCUCCCUGGGCUGAUGGGGACCCUCGGAAAUUCAUCAGCCUGCACAGACAGGCUCUGGAAAGUGACUUUGUCAGUGCCAACCUCCACCAUUGGAUAGACCUCAUUUUCGGGUACAAGCAGCAGGGCCCGGCGGCAGUGGAAGCCGUUAACACCUUCCACCCCUACUUCUACGGCGACAAGGUGGAUCUCAGCAGCAUCACCGACCCCCUGAUCAAGAGCACCAUCCUGGGGUUUGUCAGCAACUUUGGGCAGGUGCCCAGGCAGCUCUUUACUAAACCUCACCCAGCCAGGACCACGGCAGGGAAGCCUCUACCUGGGAAGGACGUCUCCACGCCCUCCAGCCUGCCGGGGCGCCCGCAGCCUUUCAUCUGCAGCCUGCAGUCGCUGAGGCCCUCCCAGGUCACAGUCAAAGAUAUGUACCUUUUUUCUCUAGGCUCGGAGUCCCCCAAAGGGGCCAUCGGCCACAUUGUUCCUACUGAGAAGACCAUUCUGGCUGUGGAGAAGAACAAAGUGCUGCUGCCUCCUCUCUGGAACAGAACCUUCAGCUGGGGCUUUGACGACUUCAGCUGCUGCCUGGGGAACUACGGCUCCGACAAGAUCUUGAUGACAUUUGAGGACGUGGCCGCCUGGGGCCGUUGUCUGUGUGCCGUAUGCCUAUCUCCCACGACGAUUGUCACCUCUGGUGACAGCACCGUGGUGUGUGUGUGGGAGCUCAACAUGACCAAAGGCCACCCGAGAGGCUUGCGCCUCAGGCAGGCCUUGUAUGGACACACACAGGCUGUCACGUGCCUGGCAGCGUCGGUCAACUACAGCCUCCUGGUGAGCGGCUCCCAGGACAGCACCUGCAUCCUGUGGGACCUGGACCGCCUCACCCCUGUGACCCGCCUGCCUGCCCACAGGGAGGGCAUCUCAGCCAUCGCCAUCAGCGACGUCUCGGGCACCAUUGUCUCCUGCGCGGGAGCCCACUUAUCCCUGUGGAAUGUCAAUGGACAGCCCCUGGCCAGCAUCACCACAGCCUGGGGCCCAGAAGGAGCCAUAACCUGCUGCUGCGUGAUGGAGGGUCUAGCAUGGGACACAAGCCAUGUUGUCAUUACCGGGAGUAAAGACGGCAUGGUCCGGAUCUGGAAGACUGAGGACGUGAAGAUGUCUGUUCCUGGGCACCCGGCAGAAGAGGAGCCCUCGGCUCAGCCUCCAAGUCCAAGAGGUCACAAGUGGGAGAAGAACCUUGCCCUGAGUCGAGAGCUGGAUGUCAGCGUUGCUUUGACAGGGAAGCCCAGCAAGACCAGCCCUGCGGUGACAGCGCUGGCCGUGUCCAGAAACCAGACCAAACUCCUGGUCGGCGACGAGAAGGGGAGAAUAUUCUGCUGGUCUGCAGACUGGUAGGGAGGAGGCGGCCACAGCAGCGCCAGGUGGCAGAGGCGAAGCAGGGCCUGGGCUGUGUCCGAGAAGGAAGCCCAGGGCCUUCCCUGCCCACAGGCCUCUGGCACUCGGAGCUCUGACCCAGUGUUCUCCAUGGCCUUGGCACUUCUAUGAAAAGGAUGCGAGCACACUUCUGUGGGUGUGCAAGCCACGCUGGAAGCUGCACAUGAAAUUACACGACUCACCUUGUCCAGGGAUAUUGCACUGAAAAAAAACGGGGUCACUUGAGACCAAUGGAAAAUAUUGUAUUGUCUUUAUUUUAUUAAAGCAACUAUUUUCCAAAUGCAAAA
Lemur catta (Ring-tailed lemur) is the source of this 10033-nucleotide messenger RNA. RefSeq names its product WDFY family member 4 (gene WDFY4). Gene Ontology annotation, molecular function: protein binding. Bases 153 to 9707 code for a protein of 3184 amino acids. The record is from RefSeq and is a predicted model, not a curated record. The transcript has 62 exons. Lineage: Eukaryota; Metazoa; Chordata; Mammalia; Primates; Lemuridae.